AUGAUUGCCAACGAGAAGCCAACCUUAAUGGACCUACCCACCGAUAUCUCCGGCAACGUCCUUACAAGACUGCCGAUAAAAUCACUUUGUCACAUCCGUAGCGUAUCUAAUACCUCUCUAAGCAUAGUUGAUAACCCAUUUUUUGCUAAGCUACGUUUAAUUAAUCCUGUUGUUGAAGGACCUCAACUUAUGCUUCUUACUCAAACCUCAUCUUUUAUUCCUAGCCACCGUAGCCGCUUUGCCUUGCAAUCAUUUAACUACAAAGGCGAGCACGACUUCACAAAAAGCAAGUAUAGAUAUGCACAGAUUUUGUGCAGUCUCCGUUCUUACAAAGUAGAUUUUGUUUUUAGCAACUUGUUUUGCUUUAAAGGGAUGGGUAAAUGCGUGUUGGUCAAUUCUCUCGAAGGAGAAGUUCUAGAUCUAGAGUUGCCAACUAAUGACCUUGUUCAAGCUUAUUAUCGAAAGUGGUACGGUAUGGGAUUUGAUGCUAUAACUAGGACUCAUAAGAUUGUUUGUAUUGUUAGAAGACAAUAUGCUUUCCAGAGGUAUGUUUUUGUGGCUUACGUUUAUACACUGGACAUAAGAUCAUCAUCGUGGAGAGAAAUACACUCAGUUCCCCAGUGUAAGUUUAGUAGCAAGAAUGUAUCUGCAUACGGAGACAUGCAUUGGUUGAUUUAUCGUGAUAUAGGUGGAAGAUUACCCAAUCGUAUUAUUUCUUUUGAUUAA
This is a messenger RNA of Prunus armeniaca (apricot), 726 nucleotides long. The record is from the annotation of a GenBank genome assembly. NCBI's taxonomy places the organism in Eukaryota, Viridiplantae, Streptophyta, Magnoliopsida, Rosales, Rosaceae.